AAUGAAAUGAGUAUUUUUAUUUAUGUGGACUGAGUAGUUAGUAUCACGAAGGUUUAUGCAAGAGAACCACACGGAAUGUUUAUGUCACCGUGACAGUUUCACAGUAUUUUAAUACAUUGCUCAAAUAGCUCACUUUCCAUUUGCGUAGUUUGUCGGGUUACUGUGUGAAGGAAGUCUACUACUACUAGGGAGCUACUACUAGGCUACCUAGUCAUCGUCACACCAAAGAUUACUCAACUCGCAUACUUGAUCAGAUCAAGUGGUUUGCCUGUUAGCAGUCGUCACUCUCACAGACUUACUAAUUUAUCGCCUAGCUAGGCUGUUGCCGACCUGUAUUCUUGCUUACGAAAAUGCAUAUGAGCUAUUACCUCUCGUCAACAGUAUACGACUUCUUUUUCAAAGGAGUCAACGUUACCACAACAUGGGGAAUGGUAUCACUCUGUCUUGGCCUCAUGUCGCUCUCUGUCGUGAUGGAAGGUUUCAAAGUAGCAAGAUCUCAACUUAUGAAGCUGUCUCAGUCCCGCAGAUUAGGAACCAGCCGAUAUGGCCCAUCAGAAAGGUCGCCUCUCAUUGUGUCACAGUCUGUUCUUGCCCGUAGAAAUGAAAAGCUGUUGUUUGGACGCAGGGUGAGAUUUCACAUACUUCAGACAUUUCUGCAUUUGAUACAUCUAACUAUUGGAUACCUUUUGAUGUUGGCUGUUAUGAGUUAUAAUGGCUAUUUUACAAUAGCUGUGGUUGGUGGUGCUGGCAUUGGUUACUAUUGCUUUUCGCUCUUUGAUCUCCCUGGCAAACUUCUUGGGACUGCAGCUCCAGCUCCAGCCAAAGUUGUUCCUGCAAGUGAAGAUUUUCUUCACCCAACAUCUGGUGACAAGACAGCUGCCUUACUUCCAGAAGGGAAAUGUGGGACUUGUCCUGAUGAAUGUUAAAAGCUUGAGACGAACUAAAAGAAAAGUCAGUCAUCGAAAAUAGAGGGCAUCAUGUAAAUAUCAGCAGGAUUGUAAAUUAUUCAAUAUCCUGAAGACUGUGAAAAGCUUGAGACUGAAACUUCAGUCUUAGUGAAAAUUGAAGACUGUAUUAUGGAAAUUUCAGCCAUUUGCAAAUCAUUUUGGUAUGCUGUUCACAUCCGUAGGAAGUUUGCACACCUUUGUUCAGAUAAAAAUGACUGAAUUACCAACAUGACUUCAUGAGAAAUUCCCUAUACAGUGUAGAAUACAGUCAUUUUAUUUUAAAACUCUGGAAGAAAUGCAUAUUUUCUAAUCUCAAUUUUUUGUAAAUAAAAAGCUUACUUAAAACAUAUGCAAGUCA
Molecule: messenger RNA, 1305 nt
Organism: Macrobrachium nipponense
Lineage: Eukaryota; Metazoa; Arthropoda; Malacostraca; Decapoda; Palaemonidae
Product: high affinity copper uptake protein 1-like
Exons: 6
Coding region: 351-926 (191 amino acids)
Biological process (GO): copper ion transmembrane transport
Cellular component (GO): plasma membrane
Molecular function (GO): copper ion transmembrane transporter activity
Source: RefSeq, a predicted model, not a curated record